This is a messenger RNA of Ciona intestinalis (vase tunicate), 2554 nucleotides long. NCBI's taxonomy places the organism in Eukaryota, Metazoa, Chordata, Ascidiacea, Phlebobranchia, Cionidae. The record is from RefSeq and is a predicted model, not a curated record.
AACCAAACAUGGACAAGCGGAUUCUCUUCGUAUCAUUGUGCGCAUGCGCAGUAGCCUCUGGACUGUACAUUCAAGACCCCGAACCCAAUGUUGAUUGUCAAUUAUCUGAAUGGGGGGAAUACGGGCCGUGCACGAAUGUUGGUGGGUCACAACGACCUGUCUUAAUUCGUAUAAGACGCCGAGAGAUUCUGGUUCGUCCCUCGGGAAAUGGCAACGACUGUACUCCGCGGGAGGAAGUGUCAGGUUGUGGGGCCGACCCUACUACUGCUGAGCCACAAACUGGAUACCCAAACAAUCUCCCAACAUCGGUUCCACCUAAGAAGAAAAAGAAGUGUAGAAAGGGAAAGAAGGGACGUAAAGGAAAAAAAGGUCCCCGAAGAUCAAGCGGGAAGUCCGGAUGCUCCGACUCCGAUAAUGACGAUGAUGAUAAGAAGAGAAGAAGACAAAAUAAGAGGAAAGGAAAGAAACAAGGAUCCGGAUCUGGAAGUGAUAGUGAUGGUUAUUCUGGGAACCAAUCAGAUUAAAGACACAUUGUGACGUGUAGUAGUUAAGUGUGACGUAUAAUGGUGGGAAUUUAUGUUAGAUUGGUCAUGUAGUGAUUAAAGAAGUCAAAAAAUUGUGGCGUAGUUGCAGAAGAAAUCAGAACAACGCUUUUUGUUUUAAACUCACUUAUUAUGACGUCAUUAAGGCGUCUUUCCAGAAGCGCACGAAACAAUCAACAAAAUGUGCUUGCGUCGCCGAUUCUUGAUUUCGUUCAGUAGUGUGUGUUAGUUAAUUGUUGAGUUUGAAGCACUUGAAAAAUUGAAUGACGAGUUAAGACGCAAUAAUCGUGAUGUGUGUAUGCAGGACUAUUGGUAGAAUAUACAGUUGUGUUUCUGAACUAUGUUGUUGGUAGUAGUAGGUCCUUUAGAUCAGUAACGAAACUGGGCAUUGACAUGUUUGGAUAAUAACUCAAAUACGCAGUACAGUGGGUUGUAACAACGUUAUUAUAGAGAUUAAAUAUCUCCAGUUCUAAUAAUAUCAUAGUAGGUCGUGGUUGCAUAAUGAAUCAUAUGUUUCACAAUGGAUUAGACUUAAAAGAGUCAAUUAGACUGUUGAUUAAACGACGUGUGGGUUGGAACAGUUUGCAACAGCUACAAAAAUGUCAGCAAUUUGGAUGCGGGACCACACCAGCUGUGGCAGCUAUCAGAAGAAACAGAAUAUUUGGAGGAACUUUUGCUUCAUACGGAUCUGUACCAUGGCAAAUAAAUCUGCUUGAAAAUGGAAGGAGAAAAUGUGGCGCAUCACUGGUGAAAGAUAAAUGGAUAAUGACAGCCGCCCAUUGCAUUCUAGCCAGGUUAUUGAACCCAAACUCCAAUAAAGAAUAUACUGCAAUAGCUGGUGAUCAUGAUGUCACAAUACAAGAUACGCAUGAGCAACUACGCUAUGUAAUACGAUAUAUUAGUCACCCAAACUUUGACGCAGCUACCUUAGCCAAUGAUAUCGUAUUAUUAGAGAUGGACAUACCUUUUGAACUUAACCAAUACAUUGUACCAGUAUGUCUACCUAUGUUUGAUGAAAUGCCGUAUCCUUAUACAGAAUGUCAAGUAGCUGGGUGGGGUUAUGAGUCGCCUAUCACAAAAUCUGAUCAACUGAGGAAAGUAGAUAUCCCGAUUCUGCAUCAGAAAUCGUGUGAAACCAUCCACCACCCACAAGCAGGCGUUGCCAGUAGAAUCACAUCAAAAGUUUUAUGCGCUGGUGAUUUAUCGGGAGUCAAAGAUACAUGUCAGGGUGACAGUGGGGGACCUCUAACAUGCCACAGAAAUGGGCCAGGUACACCCCGUGUUGUUGCAGGUAUAGUAUCAUGGGGCAAGGGAUGUGCAUUGCCAGGGUUUGCAGGCGUUUACACCAGAGUUUCAGAAUACUUCAACUGGUUGAACCAAACUUUAAAAAUUGUACCAGUAACCAACCAUAACCCAUGUCGGUAUUCUGGCAUCAAACUAAAUGAUCGAUUGUCGGGAAACUUUAGCAGUCCUGGUUUUUCUGGAGGUUCUGGUUCAUAUCCAAACAGCCAAGUUUGUUCAUGGGAAGUUGAUUUGUCUCAAGUAAGUUCACCUACUGCCACAGCCGUUAUUUCUUUUGAUGAUUUUGAACUUGAAAAUGGAGUAGAUGGAACGUGUAGGUUUGAUAAACUCAACAUAUACACUGGAACAAACUAUGAUAUAUUAGUGGGUUCAUACUGUGGCAGCAACAUUCCUUCCCAGAUUACUCUCGCCAAACCCAGGAAUGAAGGUUCAAAGUUGAAGUUUAAACUCGUAUUUCAGAGUGAUAACACAGUUACAAAGCGUGGAUUUUCUGCCCAAUUUCGCGUCGUUUAAGUGCUACAUUUGUUUGUAUAUAAAUUGAAAACAUAUUUUAACUUUCUAAAAAACUUGUUUGUUUUAGAAAUUAUGUACUGUACAUUUAACAAAAAAUACCAUUAAAAGUCAAAUGCUACUCAUGCAAAUCAGUUUUGUAUUGUUAUGUAUAUGUGUAUUGGUUUACUUUUAUAAACAAAAUUCUAAAAUUUUAUUGA